Messenger RNA from Guyanagaster necrorhizus, 2474 nucleotides. RefSeq lists its product as uncharacterized. The transcript has 12 exons. Lineage: Eukaryota; Fungi; Basidiomycota; Agaricomycetes; Agaricales; Physalacriaceae. The record is from RefSeq and is a predicted model, not a curated record. Bases 205 to 2415 code for a protein of 736 amino acids.
CUCUACCAUCACCUUUCCGCUAUGUGUUCCAUCGCUGGAGGGGCCAUCUUCAUUAGCCAAUUCACGGCACUCGCAACCUUCUUUUCACUUUACAGUGUUUCAGAGUCGCCUUAAAUGCAAGAAACGUCAUCGCGCAGGCAAGGCAUACAUAACACAUUGUUUCCACAAUGACAGUCACUUCUAUAAUUUCAAACUCAUCGGAUAAUGCUUCACGCGCACGUGCUUGCCGUCUACACGCUGCUUCGUGCUCUGUACAACGACAUCCUCUCGCUUUGUCCUCAGACGACAUCCAUGUUGUCCCUUCAGUGGUUGUUAAAGGCGUUACAGAGGGCCUUUCGUAACUACCCAGGUGGCUGCUCGCUAUUAAAAGCUAUUAUUUCAUUCUGGGUUUUCUUGAAGCGCCGCUUACGGGGUUAUUCGCGGGCUUUUCACGACAAAAUGUAUGCAAAGGGUCCGCGACCUAUUAACGACCAAGCCUCUAGUAAACUCCGUGGCGAAAAGCAGAAAAGGUGUAUAGAUAAGUUCCCGUAUGACGGUGAUGUAGAGAAACCAACAUCAGUCGUCGCAACACAAGAUUCUCCCCCCAUUUUCUCUCUUCCUGACCUCUCCUCUCUGCCGGACUCCUCUCCGGCAUCUGAAGGGCAUUCAGUUCCCAAUGCGGGGCCAUCUGGACAUCUGAACUCUACAUCCCAUUGUCCGCAGGGUUGCCCACCUUCUGCCCAUGCGGCACGGAAUUUUAAUGGAGCGGGCCCUACGACCUCGACGGAUGUCCGACCGCUCCCUCCGAUCCCCAUACAAGACGAAGUAGAAGAGACCAAUAAUCUUCUAGGUCGUGUUCCUGGGUCACCUACUACAUUGUCUGUUAUUUAUCCUUCCUUUUGGCCACUGGCACCCGAACAAAUUCAGAGAUAUGAAAGAGAAGUUUUCAUAACACUGGAUGAAACCAUGUACUGGAUUGAUCCUUUGACGACCUUGUUUCCUCCCCAUCGUGUUCAGGACGGUUGGGUGCCCUUCGUGCACCCCGAAGGUGCUCUCUAUUGGUUUCAUCAGGCGAAGAGGUCAUUUACCGGUGUUAAUUUGUGUGACCGAGAGAAACUGCAACACAUCACGAAGUUCAUGGACGAUAUCUAUGAAUACAUUCGUGUGAACGCUAUAACAAUACCAGAAAAUGUCGAUCUCGUGUUUGAGCUCGUCCGGGAUCCGGACAACGACGAGCAGUGUUGUGCAUAUUACUUUGCAAGCCACGAUACUCGUUCCGUUUUCUGGCUGGAUGAUUUCGAUAUGAGUUACCCCAACACAUGGGACGAGGUCAAAGGCGUUACCGAACCUUCCCAUGUUGGCCUUGAGAUAGAGGCCCAGUAUUGGUAUCACUGUCAACUGUUUCCGACUUGCAUGGAAAUGACUAUGGGUAUCAUCGAGGAGCUCAGAGAUAUCUUGAUUUAUAAUAUGGGAGAUACAAUGACGUCGCCCUUAUCAACCUCCGUCUAUGGCGUUUCCGAGCUACAAGAAAUCAUCGGUCUCACGAAUUGUAUCGAGAAAUCUAUUACAUCUGGACGGCCUCAACGUCCAGGAUCCGUGGGCAGUAUUGGCCGCUUUAUGUUCAUUUUUUUGAGGAACCGAUUCAUCAACUUCCAUGGUCAGCCUGGUGCCCGGCUUGCGCGCGAUCAGUUAAUCUAUGGGACGCCGUCCAAACGGACCCUACUUGUCUCCUUCCUUUCACCGUUCCUAUUCUUUGCACCCGAUAUUAAUCUGGCUACUUUGAAAAGGAUCGGGGGUGACGGAUAUGUCCACACCCACAAGGCAUCUUGGAGUAACUUCACUGACAAGCUCAGUGCUGAAUGGCAAGAAGUUACCCUCUAUGCUACCGUUUUACUCCCUGCCAACGUCGCUUUCCUGGCUAUCCAGAGUGUCGACGAUGCUAGUGCUAACGGAGGACGAUCACCCGCACAAAUAUCGAGUUAUGUCUCGAUGAUUGCGAGCAUAGGUAGUAUCUUCUUGAGCACUCGUAUGAGGGCUCAUGACUCGUCCAAAGACUCGCGAUUCCUGCGCCUGCGAAAACGAAACAAUAGAAGUAUGGAGAUUCUGGCCAUUAUGUACAGCUUACCUACUGCCUUACUGAUGUGGGCUAUGGUCUUCUUCCUGGUCGCGUUCAGCAUAGUCUGUUUCACUGCCUCCAGUUUAUCCGACAGAAUGCUCGUGGGCGGUGCAUGGAUUCUUAUCGGCGUCCUCAUACUCUGGUGCAGCAUUGUGUUUUUGGAGGUCAAGCAUGUGUAUGUUCCUUACAUGUCCAAACUCGCAGUGCUGGUCAAGUAUUGGGACCGAUUGCCCAUAAAUCUCGCGAAGAGAUUUCAUACACAUCGGAUGAAGACACGGCCGCCGAUGAGCUCGGUGGACGAGGCAGCAGUGGAUGUUUAAUUCUUAAGGGAGUGGAGGAGCUGAUGAUUCCGUACCAGAGUCCCGUAGCGCUUUUUAGG